Cuculus canorus (common cuckoo) is the source of this 1243-nucleotide messenger RNA. It is a transcript of the gene RBM48, whose product is annotated as RNA binding motif protein 48. Gene Ontology annotation, molecular function: nucleic acid binding. The transcript has 5 exons. Lineage: Eukaryota; Metazoa; Chordata; Aves; Cuculiformes; Cuculidae. Bases 14 to 1093 code for a protein of 359 amino acids. Gene Ontology annotation, cellular component: nucleoplasm. The record is from RefSeq and is a predicted model, not a curated record.
GGGCGAUGGGAAGAUGGCGGCCGGAAGCGCCGGUAGCACCGGCGGGGGCUUGGGCGAGGCCUACCGGCACCACGUGCAGCUGGCGGUCUGCGAGUCGCGCGCCAAGUACCGGGAGGGGCGGCGGCCGCGCGCCGUGAAGGUUUAUACUAUCAACUUGGAAUCUCGUUAUUUACUAAUACAAGGAGUUCCUGCAUUAGGCGUUAUGAAGGAGCUAGUCGAACAAUUUGCAUUAUAUGGUGCCAUUGAAGAGUAUCAUGCCCUAGAUGAAUAUCCAGCAGAGCAAUUUACUGAAGUUUAUCUUAUAAAAUUCCAAAAACUGCAGUGCGCAAGGGUGGCCAAGAAAAAAAUGGAUGAACGAAGUUUCUUUGGUAGUUUGCUACAUGUGUGCUAUGCUCCAGAAUUUGAAACAGUCCAAGAAACUAGGGAGAAACUGCAGGACAGAAGAAAGUAUGUAGCAAAAGCAACAAAUCAAAGAGAUUGCUUUGUGUUCAAGAAAGUAGAGGCGUCUAAGAAGACCAUCUCAAAGAACUCUGACUGUCCAUGGACUACUCCAGGGUCAUGUACAACUGGUAACUGGGAUCCAUCCUGCCUUACAAGUUCUCACGGUGUAUCCCAAAAUACAGGAUAUCCACCUGGGAAUCAGAACCAGAGCCUGUGGACAUUUUCCCAGCAUGACAACAAUUGUGCUGAAACUUCCGGGUACUUUGGUCAAAGCACAUCCCUACCUCUACAUGUACAGCCGGGAGGAUGUACCCCACCGGCUUCCUUAACACAGCAAAGAACAGUUCCAAUUGAUAAUGGAGUUGAUAGGUUUAUGCCUCGUACAACUCAUCUGCAAGAACGUAAGAGGAAGAGAGAAGAAGGUAACAAGUGUUCCCUCAUUGGACCAAGUACAGACAAUACUGAAGUUAUUAUUGGUCCACAGCUGCCAGAAAUACCUAAAGUGGAUAUGGAUGAUGAUUCCUUGAAUACUUCAGCUACAUUAAUUCGAAGUAAACUGAAGGAGGUAGCAGAUUCUGUUUCAAGAACAUCUGUGGAAAAGCCAGAGAGCGGCUCAGCCAAACCAGUUGUAAAGCAGAGAAGAAGAAUAUAAAUACUGCUGGCAGCAUCUUCCAACAGUCCUUUUUUAAAGGAUGUAGUUUAAAAUACUUAUUUUCUUAUGUCAAACAUAAAACUAUUUUAUACCGUAUUUCCAAGCAAUUGCCUGUUAAAAAUUGUAUCAAUUUGUUUCUUGGAAUGAAGA